Molecule: messenger RNA, 2574 nt
Organism: Apis cerana (Asiatic honeybee)
Lineage: Eukaryota; Metazoa; Arthropoda; Insecta; Hymenoptera; Apidae
Gene: Miox
Product: Myo-inositol oxygenase
Biological process (GO): inositol catabolic process
Cellular component (GO): cytoplasm
Molecular function (GO): inositol oxygenase activity; iron ion binding
Source: RefSeq, a predicted model, not a curated record
UUUUCCUUUUUUUAAAUUCGACAGAGAAACAUCUUUAUUUUUUCCCCGUUUAAAUGGAUAAAUAUUUUGUUUCCACGAUACAUAUUGUAUUAUAUUUAACAUCAAAGGUUAUCGAUUCAAAGUGGUAUUCCACUAUAUAUAUAUACAUAUUGAAUAUAAUAACGCGCGGUAUCGAUGAAUUGAACGCAAACACGAGAGAAAAAAGCAAAUGAUGCAAAACGCGAUCUAUUCCGAGUAUCGUUUCCACUCUCUCUACCCUCUUCUUCCCCUAUCUUCUCGAACGUUUCUAUCGUCUAAAUAAGUAAGCCAAGUAGUUCUUCCUCGGUAAUUCGUGGUAUGAAAAUAGCAUCGAUGCGUUAUGCAUUUAACACCGAUCGAAUAUAAACUGCCACGAGGAUUUAUUUGCGCCAAAUCAAUUGUCCCCUAAUUGAGUUUAAUAAAUCGAGAACGGAUCGUUUGAAUUACGCAAAAGGCUACUCGGAAGAAAAGAGAUGCGAGAAAACACCUGUUUAAACGGACAAUUUCUCUCUCUCUCUCUUUCUCUCGCCAGAAUCGAAAAGUCGGUAAAUGGGUAACCGGAAGUCGAACGGUUUAGAGGCAAUCUCCGUCGAUCUCGUUUCUUCUUUUCCCCUAAAUUCUAUUCCCUCCCCCCUAAAAAAGGAGGGGCGAGAUCAUGGAUGAAACAGAGUGACUUUUCACGAGCGAAUAGAAGGCUAUCGUAACGCGUUCGUUAUUUUUCGUACCAUUCGCAUAGCCAAGUACCAAGGAAUUUUUUUUUUUCUUUCCCCCCUCCCCCCUCCUUUUUUUCUCACCGAAUAAAGAAUACCAUUCACGAGCACGCACCCAGAUAUCUUUGUGCGUCGCUUUUGACGCGAUUACGUCAAAUUAUGCCUUUUGUCGCUUUAUAUAACGGCAUUGAUUAAUUCGAGUCGCGAAAUAAGAUUGCUUUCAUAAAAGGGGGAGGGUGGGGGAGCGUCGACAAAGGGGAAGAGAAGAAAGGAAAGAGGGAUCUCGAUUUGCUCGGGUAUCGAUUCGGGUCGAAUAUCGAUGGAAAAGAGGAUGGAAGUCCCCGGGUGCACAAAAGCACGAAAAACUUUCCGAACUGGGACGCGAUGAUGACGAUGACGACGAUAAUGAUGAAACAACGAAAAUAAAUAUUGUUUGUGUGUGAGAGAGAGAGCAAAAAUCGGUUGAUCUUCUCCGACAGACGAGAAGAAGAGGAAGAAGAAGAAGAAGAAAAGGAGACGACGAAAAUCGAUUGGGCGAACAAACGGAAGGGGAGGAGAGGUUGGGAUCUACUAUCGGAGAGUGCACUAGUGAAACGCGUGCGAAUGUGUCGGAUCGAGAUAACGUGUAUGGAAUAUUACACACGUGACCAUACUUUGAUCAAGCAGAGGUCAAGUGUGAAUUGCCUCAGAUUUAUAAGUUAACUCGGUCGCAUGAGACCGGUCAGUCAGUCAGUCAGUGUUGCAUACUCAAUAUCAGUCGGGAUAUAGCCAUAUAGAUAGAUGUCGACGCAAACGUUGUUACAGCCGCAAAGGCAACAACAAGCGAGGAUUUUGGAUCCUUCGGAUAAGUAUCGGCCGGAGCCCGUUUACGCGGGAAAAUUGAAGAGGGAGUUCAGAGAUUACUCCGAGGAUCGGAACGAUCCGGUGAAGGAGCGCGUCAGAAAGACUUAUCAGAAAAUGCACUCGAAUCAAACUGUCGAGUUCGUGCGAUCACGGAUGAAGGAGUGGUUGCGAUUCGACAAGGUGAAAAUGACGGUGAAGGAGGCUUUGACCAAGUUGAACAAUUUGGUGGACGAGAGCGACCCGGACACCGAUCUGCCGAAUAUCGUGCACGCUUUCCAAACCGCGGAACUGAUCAGGAAAGAGCAUCCGGACUUGGAUUGGUUCCAUUUGACCGGUUUGAUUCACGAUCUGGGCAAGGUGAUGGCGUUUUUCGGGGAGCCACAGUGGGCGGUGGUGGGCGACACGUUCCCCGUGGGAUGCGCCUGGGCCGACUCGAUCGUGUACAGAGACACCAGCUUCGAGGAUAAUCCGGACGGUAAAGAUUCCCGAUACAACACGAAAUACGGCAUGUACGAGCCCAGAUGCGGGAUAGACAAUUUGCUCAUGUCCUGGGGCCACGACGAGUAUUUGUAUCGCGUUCUUGUGCACAACGAUUGCAAACUACCCGACGAGGCUUUGGCAAUGAUUCGUUAUCAUUCGUUCUAUCCAUGGCACGCGGGUGGCGACUACAUGCACUUUUGCACCUCGAAAGAUAUGGAAACGUUAAAAUGGAUCGUCGAGUUUAACAAAUACGAUCUAUACACGAAGAACAACGAGGUGCCCGACAUCGAGAAAUUGUGGCCGUAUUACGAGAAAUUGAUCGACAAAUACAUUCCGGGGGUGUUGGAAUGGUAAAGGAACAGGUACAUGGACAACAUGGAUUGGAUAGAAGAUUGGACAUUUUUGGCGCACGUUCACGCGCCUCAGGCGAACGACGAUCGAUCUAUCGGUUCUCUACGGCUUCCGAUCCGACGACCAUGUUUCUGUCUCUCCGAGAGUAAAAUAAAAAAUGGAUAUAUAUAUA